Molecule: messenger RNA, 1746 nt
Organism: Penicillium subrubescens
Lineage: Eukaryota; Fungi; Ascomycota; Eurotiomycetes; Eurotiales; Aspergillaceae
Product: ATP-dependent RNA helicase
Exons: 1
Coding region: 1-1746 (581 amino acids)
Cellular component (GO): mitochondrion
Molecular function (GO): ATP binding; RNA helicase activity; nucleic acid binding
Source: RefSeq, a predicted model, not a curated record
AUGGAAGGAAUCCAAAUUCAAGAUGAUGCUCAGCCAUACUCGAGUAUGGCUGGGAAGCUGGAUCCCAGACUGCUGAAAGCCCUCGAUGUGAUGGGAUUCUCGCACAUGACGCCCGUCCAACAGCGUGUUUUGACGGAACUUCCCACUUGGCGCACCGACUGCCUGGUCCAAGCCAAAACAGGCACUGGCAAAACUCUUGCUUUCUUGCUUCCAGCUUUGCACUGCCUUCUGCAGCCUCACGCGGCACCUCCCAAAGGCCAGGUUGCCAUUUUGAUCAUCUCGCCAACCCGUGAACUCGCCCAGCAAAUCGCCGUGUCAUGUGAUCAACUGACAUCGCAGCUUGCGCAGCCUUUGGAGUGUCAUAUUGCUGUCGGAGGAACUGCUCGGGCCUCAGCUCACUCUCGUUUCAUGAAGGGAAACCCAUCAAUCCUGGUCGCAACCCCGGGACGCCUCAAGGACUACCUCUCUGAUGAGUACACCGCCGAGAAGCUGGCGAACUUCCAAACCCUGGUCUUGGAUGAAGCGGAUACGAUGCUUGAGAGCGGCUUCUUGGCCGAUGUGAAGCAAAUUUUGCAGCUCAUUCCUCCUAAGAAAACUGGCUGGCAAGGCAUGUGUUUCUCGGCCACGCUCCCGCCUAAGGUCAAGGAUGUGGUUAAGGUGGUGUUGAAGUCUGGCUACACAAGCAUUUCGACUGUCCAAGAGAAUGAAACCCCAACCCAUGAGCGGGUUCCUCAGUACCACGUCAUCAUCCCAUCCGUUGCAGAGACCUUCACAGCCCUCGCAUCUCUGUUGGAUGUCGAGAUCAACCAAUGCUCCAAGAUCAUUGUCUUCGGUGUUACUGCCAACAUGAUUGCUCUCAUGGCCAAGGUCUUUGGUCAAGGCUUGACCCCAUUGAAGGUGUUUGAGAUCCAUUCCAGACUCAGCCAGGGCGCUCGCACGAGAACCACCGAUCAGUUCAAGGAGGCAUCUUCCGGAAUACUGUUUGCCUCGGAUGUCAUCGGUCGUGGCAUGGAUUUCCCCAACGUCGACCUGGUCAUCCAAGUCGGUCUGCCACCAAACGGCGAGCAAUACGUUCACCGUGUCGGUCGUACCGCUCGUGCAGGCAAUGACGGCCGUGCUAUCAUCCUCCUUACACCCGCGGAGUCGUUCUUCAUGAAGGUCAACCGCCACUUGCCCAUUCAGCCCCAUCCCGAGACAAAGGCGGUUAUCGAGGGCGCCGCUGCAUACGCAGACCCCGUUACCCAGGCUAUGUACAACACCGACGAAGAAGUCAAGCAGCGUGCCUACUCAUCAUACAUUGGUUUCUUUGCCGGAUCCGGUCUCCUGAAGCAGGUCCGUCUCGACAAGCCCGGCUUGGUCCAACUCGCCAACGAGCUCGCCAUCAAGGGCAUGGCUUGCCCCGAGCCCCCACCAAUGGACAAGAAGGUUAUCGGCAAGAUGGGCCUUAAGGGGGUCCCUGGUUUCAACUACGCGACUGGAGGUGAUUCAAACGGACGCAGUGCUCCCAGAAAUCGCGGCAACCAGGAUCGAGGCAACCAGAAUCGUGGUAACCAGGCUCGUGGCAACCAGGCUCGCAGCAACCAGGACCGUGGCAAUCAGAACGGCAAUAGGCGCGAUGCCCUGAGCCCUGGCGCCGGCCAAAGUGGCUCUCGAGGUGGUGUUGAGAAGAGCCGCGGUGGUCGAGGUGGCCGUGGAGGUCGUCGUGGUGGAGGUCGUGGCGGCAAGCCCCAAGCUGCUGCUGCAUGA